AUGUUUCCCAUGGACGGUGCGCGGCUACAGGUGAAGAAAGAGGCUGACGAGUGUUCUAUUGAGAUGCCAGCUUGCUCCAGAGGUGCGGCCAGAGAACCUUAUGUCCAGUUACCCGGACUUUUCCGAUUCCCGGCGCUGGGAUACAGCAGCGGGGGCACGCGAGCCGAGUCUGGAUGUGAACAAAGAUGGCGGCGCGCGUCCGCCAUUGCAACAGGCUCAAUGACUCUGAAAUUCUCGGGCAGUGGGAAUCUGGAGGCGUAUCUGGCCCAGUUUGAACUAUUGGCUGCGGCAGCGGGCUGGUCGGGCCAGAUGAAGGCAGUGCAAUUGGCUUUAUCCCUGACUGAAGAGGCGGCUGCCUGUUUGUUGCUUCUGUCUCCAGAUGAGAGACAGGACUAUGCUAUGCUGGUGGGAGCUCUGCAGAGGCGUUUCGGAGUGCUCAAUUUAAAAGACUCCCUGCGCUGUGAGUUCAAGAACCGAGUGAGGCGGCCGGGUGAGUCCCUUCGCUCUCUGGCGCAUGAGAUUGAGAGCCUGGGCAGACGUGCAUAUUCAACUUUGCCAAGUGUGAUCCAGAGUGAGCUUGUGCGUGACCAGUUUGUGCAUGCCCUGACCCCAGUUGAGCUGCAGUUACACGUUCAGCUUAUCCAUCCGGUGUUGCUGAGCCAGGCGCUGGAGUUAGCUCUGGAGAGAGAGACUGCCUUUGGUGCCUCAAAGUGUACUGAACUCAUGGUCACUGCUGCAACUAAGGUGGAGCCAGAGUAUAAACCCGCUUGGGCGGAGGAGCUGAUCCAUGCUGUGAAGAACCUCGCUGUGAGACCGAGAGGUGCAGACACGCAGUCCCCAUCGAACCUUCCACCCUCCUGCUGGGGGUGUGGCAAGCCCGGCCACACUCUCCGUCGCUGCCCGGAGGCAAAAGGUCCACCACCUGCGCCUGUAACUCCCCUGCAUGACUCGUGCCCUGCUCGUCCCCUGUCGUGUGAACCUCAAGACAGAGCUGAAGCUGUCAGUUUAAUCUGGGAGAAGAGCUGUGGGGGCUUGGAUGAGCAGCAGAAAGCAGAACUGUGGCAGGUCCUGUGGGAAUUUAAUGACUUAUUCGCACUAAAUGACAAUGAGGUGGGGCUCACACAUCUAGUUGAGCACCACAUCGAAACAGGGGAUGCACAGCCUAUCAAGGAGUGCCUGGUGUAUCUGGAUGAUGUCCUGGUCCAUGGAAAGCCUUUCCGAGCGGCCCUAGACUCUCUGCGGUUGGUGCUUGGUAGGAUUGCGACAGCCGGAUUAAAGCUUCACCCGGAUAAGUGCCACUUCAUGCGGAGGGAGGUGGAGUUUCUGGGCCACAAAGUCGAUGAGGGCCAGGUGGCGCGCUGGCUGGAGGAGCUGCAGUUGUUUCACUUCGAGAUUGUGCAUCGCCCUGGAACACAACAUGCUAAUGCUGACGCCCUGUCUCGGCGUCCGUGUGCAUCAACCGGGUGUGGCUACUGUGACCGGAGAGAUGCCAGAGAGGAGGAACUGCGAGGGGAGGCUGCCGUGGCUGAGCCCGCUUGCUGCUCUGUAGAGGUAGAGGGUAGUCCUGAUUGGGCCUCUGAACAAGAAAAGGACAGUGACUUGCGCCCAGUGCGCCAGUGGGUAAUUAGGGGGAGUACUACAGCGGGGAUGGAAGGAACCAGCGACUGGGAGGAGAGGUGGCAAAUUGUGGUGCCCAAGGCCCUGAGAGAUGGUGUGCUGGGGGCAUGUCAUGGGGGGGCUGGCUCGGGUCAUUUUGGGACAACUAAGACACUGUAUCGCUUGCGUCAGGAAUAUUAUUGGGGCCAGCACCGUCGUGAUGUCGAGGACUUUUGUCGUCGGUGUGAUGAGUGUGCUGCCUACAAGGGGCCUCAGGACCAGUCCCAUGCCCCCCUGCAGCAACAAGCAGUUGGUGCGCCAAUGGAGAGGGUAGCUGUAGACAUUAUGGGCCCUUUCCCAGUCUCAGAUCAGGGAAAUAAAUAUGUGAUGUGUGCAAUGGACUAUUUCACAAAGUGGCCCGAGGCCUAUGCCCUGCCAGACCAGGAAGCAGAGACAGUGGCAGAUACACUGCUGGAGGGCAUGUUCAGCCGUUUUGGUACCCCAGACAUCAUUCAUAGUGACCAGGGCAGAAAUUUUGAGUCACGUGUCUUUGCAGCCCUCUGUGACAGGCUGAACUUGCAGAAAACCCGUACCACACCAUUGCAUCCACAGAGCGACGGCUUAGUGGAGCGUUUCAACCGCACUAUGCAGCAGCAAUUGGCAAUCCUCACUGCAGCUCACCAGCGUGACUGGGAUAAACACAUUCCCCUGGUUCUGAUGGCCUAUCGAUCUGCUGUCCAGAACUCCACUAACUGUACCCCGGCUCUGUUGAUGCUGGGCAGAGAGAUAAGGACUCCGGCAGCUUUGGCUUAUGGACGUCCCCCAGGGGAUCUGGAGGACGUGCCGGGACCAGAGUAUGCCAGAAAACUACAAGAUAGAAUGGAGUCGGCUCAUGCUUUUGCUCGAGACCAGUUGGAAAAAGCUGGUAUGAGACAGAAAAGGAACUAUGAUGUAAGAAGUAAAGAGCAGGUGGGGGAGGUGGUCUACAGAGUACAGGUUCCCCCUCGAGGCAGGAAGGUAGUUCUUCACCGGGACAGGCUCGCACCAUACAGGGCCACCAGCUGUGGCAGGAACUAUCUGUGGGUCCAGUCCCGUCAGAACACGGAGAAUCCGGCAUAG
This is a messenger RNA of Knipowitschia caucasica, 2715 nucleotides long. Lineage: Eukaryota; Metazoa; Chordata; Actinopteri; Gobiiformes; Gobiidae. The record is from the annotation of a GenBank genome assembly.